Messenger RNA from Chaetomium fimeti, 2148 nucleotides. RefSeq lists its product as uncharacterized. The record is from RefSeq and is a predicted model, not a curated record. Gene Ontology annotation, biological process: mRNA processing; regulation of mRNA splicing, via spliceosome. Gene Ontology annotation, molecular function: RNA binding. The coding region runs from base 176 to 1648 and encodes 490 amino acids. Gene Ontology annotation, cellular component: spliceosomal complex. The transcript is spliced from 4 exons. Lineage: Eukaryota; Fungi; Ascomycota; Sordariomycetes; Sordariales; Chaetomiaceae.
CAGCACGCGUCGCUGGAAAGCGCCUCGGCGACAAAACUUUAACCAUCUUCAAUUUCGACAGGAUUCUCCACCACGGGUGAACGACGGGAUUAAAUCGAGCGACUGCCUCGACGUAUUCUCGACGCACCACAGCAAAUAGGGGAAGGGUAGGCAAAGGCAUAGCCGACCGACAGCCAUGGCAACCGGCGUAGACGCGAAGCUCCUGAAGAGCACCAAAUUCCCGCCCGAGUUCAACCAGAAGGUGGAUAUGCAAAAAGUCAAUGUGCAGGUCAUGAAGAAAUGGAUCGCCAACCGAGUCACAGAAAUCCUGGGGGGCGAAGACGACGUGGUCAUCGAGCUGGUCUUUGACCUCGUCGAGGGCGUCCGCCAUCCCGAUAUCAAAUCCAUGCAGAUCCAAUUGACCGGCUUCCUCGACAAGGACACGCCGACCUUUUGCAAGGAGCUCUGGAAGCUCUUGCUGAGCGGGCAGGCCAGCCCGCAGGGCGUGCCCAAGGAGUUGCUGGAGGCGAAGAAGCUGGAGCUGAUGCAGGAGAAGAUGGAGGCGGACAAGGCCGCCGAAGAGGCCCGCCAGCGACGAGACGAAUUCGAGCGCCGCGACCGCGGAAGAGGUGGUCGAGGCGGCGGUGGGGGACCCGGCCGGGGUGACACAUGGCGUGGAGGUCGGGAUGAUAGAGAUCGGGGCGGGUUCGGGCGCGGGCGGUCCCGCUCGCCGCCCCGCUUCCGCGAGCGUGGUGAGCGUGGUGGAGGACGCGGAGGGCCCCGCGGCGGCGGCGGCGGAGGAUGGCAACGGGAUAUCUACGUUCCCCGCGGAAGUCCACCCAGACGUGGGAGCCCACCCAGGCGGGGGGGCGGUGGGUGGCGCGACGACAGACGUCGCCGGUCUCGGUCCCGGUCCCGCACCCGGUCGGUGUCGGUCCGGUCGACCUCGUCCCGGUCGCUCUCGCGCACGCCUAGCGUGGAAGGGGAUAGGCGGUCCAUCACCCGGUCACCCAGCCCGCCGCGGCGACGACGCGGCGGACGGUCUCGGUCCCGCACCCCGGUGUCUCGGCGGGACGCGCCCAAGCGGCGCCGGUCCCCGCGCGGCCGGACUCGCUCCGUGUCGUCAGACCGCGGCUCGCCGUCGCCCAAACGCCGUCGCUACUCGCGUUCGAGGAGUCGCAGUCGCGGUCGGAGCCCCAGCCGUAGCGAGAGCCGCAGUUUGUCCCGAACGCCAGUCCGCCGUUACACCCGCUCGGCAUCCACAUCCUCCUCCCGGUACUCGCGGUCGCCCAGCCGCACCCCACCCAGGCGGACGAGACGCGACAGCCGGAGCGGCUCUCGGGGCGCUGACGCACGUCGGAGCAGAGCCCGAACUCGGAGUGGGAGCCGCGGCGCUAGCCCCGCUGGUUCGUAUGAUAGCUGGCGCCGCUCUCCCAGCCGGCGGUCUCGCGAGCGAGGCGAUCCCCGUCGGCGUGCUGCUGGGGGUGGCGACGACAGCCCGAGGGGCGGACACGGGGCCCGGAGAGCCUCUUCUGCGUCUUCAUACUCCUCUACACGGAACAGAUCGGCUGAUGGUUCAGGCGCUGAGAACAGACCGCGAUCUUCCCGUGACGACCCGGCGGCGUCGAGUGCGAAGCAGGUAUGUACGUUAGGAAAGGAGGGGCGAUGAGAGGCGUGAUGGGGAUGCGGAACUGACUGACUGACGACUCUCUGUAGGACGCAAAAGCAGCCAGCGAACUCCGCGAGAGGGAACUCAAGGAGAAAAUCAAGAAGAUGAGAUCCUCGAAGAGCGGAGACGACCACGUUGAGGCUAACGCUGCUUGAAGCUCUGCUACUAUUCCAGGACGGGCGCGCCGUCUCAUCUAGCAAAGAAGGAUCAUGGCUCUGGGGCGUAUCGCACUGGCUUUGGUUGAGGAUUGGGAUCUGUGAGACCAACCCCUGAACUCCCCCCAAACGUUGCCCGCCAAAAUUGUCUGAAGUCUCUCAGGUUCUCUCAGGUCUAUAGAAUCGAAAGUUAUCUUACCUCGACUCGACUGUGAAUUCCUCCCUGUCUUUGUAUCGUUUUUGAGAUCCUUGACGCAACGUUAUCGUGCCACCUCUUGAGUUUGUAACGGAAGUACACCAGAAACAUCCCAUGUUGCUGUUUUGAACAAACCACUGCAAGCUCUC